AUGGAGAGCGUUCCACUGCUGGCGUACAGGCCGGGGAAGAAGCGAGCAUUGGCGAGGGAAGCGGCGGAGGAGUCCAAGAAGCUGUGGGGGAUCGUCGGCCCUGCCAUGUUCAUGCGGCUGGUGCUCUACAGCUUUGACAUCGUCAGCCAGGCCUUCGCUGGCCGCAUCGGCGACCUCGAGCUCGCCGCCUUCUCCAUCGCCAGCACCGUCGUCUCCGGACUUACGUUCGGCUUGCUGCUCGGAAUGGCGAGUGCUCUGGAAACGCUGGCCGGCCAGGCCUUCGGCGCCAAGCAGUACGCCAUGCUCGGCAUCUACCUGCAGCGCUCAUGGAUCGUGCUCCUGCUCUCCGCCGUGCUCCUCGUCCCGAUGUACGUCUUCGCGGCGCCGCUGCUGGCCGCGAUGGGCCAGCCGGCCGAGGUGGCGCGCCUGGCGGCCCAGCUCGGCGUGUGCAUGCUCCCGAUGCACUUCGGGUUCGCCCUCCUCCUGCCCAUCAACAAGUUCCUGCAGAGCCAGGGCAAGAACUGGGUCAUGGCGGCCACGGCGCUGGCGUCCUUCCCCGUGCACGUCGCCGCCACCUGGCUGCUGGUGGUCCGGUUCCGGUUCGGGGUGCUCGGCGCCGCCAUGGCUCUCAACGUCUCCUGGGGGCUCAGCUUGGUGGUGCAGCUCGCCUACGUCCUCGGCGGCGGGUGCCCCUUGACGUGGACAGGGUUCUCGCCAUUGGCGUUCGCUGACCUCUGCGGGUUUAUCAAGCUGUCCCUAUCAUCUGGUGUCAUGGUAUGCUUGGAGAAUUCAUACUACAAAGUACUGCUUCUGCUCACAGGACACCUGAAGAAUUCUCAGCUUGCUGUGGAUGCCCUUUCUAUCUGCAUGAGUUUUCAGGGAUGGGAGAUGAUGAUUCCUAUGGCCUUCUUAGCAGGCACUGGGGUGAGAGUUUCUAAUGAGCUUGGCGCGGGCAACGGAAAAGGAGCGCGGUUCGCGACGAUCGUGUCGACGACGAACUCCUUUCUGAUCGGCCUCUUCUUUAGCUUGCUUGCACUUGCCUUCCACGACAAGAUCGCACUCGUCGUUUCAUCAAGCAAAGCUGUGAUCGACGCGGUGGACAACCUCUCCGUUCUGCUAGCCAUCAGCAUCCUCCUAAAUGGCGUCCAACCUGUACUUUCAGGAGUUGCUGUCGGAUCAGGGUGGCAAGCACUAGCGGCUUAUAUAAACGUUGGAAGCUAUUACAUCAUUGGAGUUCCUGUUGGACUUCUGCUCAGUUGGCUCUUCAAUCUGGGAGUUCUUGGGAUUUGGGCAGGGAUGAUCGGUGGCACUGCAGUUCAGACAAUAAUUCUUGCGUAUAUUACCGUGCGAUGCGAUUGGGACGAGGAGGCUUCUAAAGCAAGUAAACACAUCCAAAGAUGGGCAGGCUCGAAAUGA
Messenger RNA from Triticum turgidum subsp. durum (durum wheat), 1416 nucleotides. The record is from the annotation of a GenBank genome assembly. Lineage: Eukaryota; Viridiplantae; Streptophyta; Magnoliopsida; Poales; Poaceae.